AUGACUCAAAAGACCUAUCCCACUGCCCUCACAACCGAGAUCGAGAACCCUCGGUUGAGGUUCCUCAACAAGAUCAAGGCGGGUGAAUACCCCCUGAUGACCUUUGUGGCUAUCCCCUCUGUCCGCCAAGCCCAGAUCGUUGCCCUGACUGGUCUCGACGGUGUCAUCCUCGACUGUGAACAUGGUCACAUUGGAGAUGACUCCAUGCACAACUCUGUAGCUGCCAUCUCGGCUCUCGGAGUCUCCCCCAUCAUCCGCAUCCGCGGCCCCGCUCACGACAUCAUCAAGCGCGCUCUUGACACUGGCGCCCACGGUAUCAUGGUUCCCCAGAUCAACAACGCCGAGGAGGCCCGACAGAUUGUCCAAUCCUCCAAGUUCCCUCCCCAGGGUGUUCGCGGCCAGGGCUCAGCCUUCCCCGCCAUCGGCCACGGUCUCACGACCCCUGAGUACAUGAAGUCAGCCAACGAGACGAUCCUUACCAUGAUCCAAAUAGAGACUCGCGCAGGAGUCGAGAACGUCGAUGAGAUCUGCGCGGUCCCCGGCGUGGACAUGGUCUUUAUCGGUCCCAACGACCUGGCCCAGUCCCUGCUGGGAUACGUCCCCGCCCGGGGAGACGAGCCCGAGUUCCUGGCUGCUAUUGACAAGAUCAUUGCUGCGGGACGGAGACACGGCAAGUGGGUUGGCCGCAUGGUCAACAAUGGUACUGCGGCCAAGGAGGCUAGGUCGCGGUAUGACACUGUCGCUAUUACUGGAGAUACCAAGGCUAUUCAAAAUUGGUACAUGGCUGAGUUUGAGAUUGCGCGGUCAUAG
Molecule: messenger RNA, 810 nt
Organism: Fusarium keratoplasticum
Lineage: Eukaryota; Fungi; Ascomycota; Sordariomycetes; Hypocreales; Nectriaceae
Exons: 1
Coding region: 1-810 (269 amino acids)
Cellular component (GO): cytoplasm
Molecular function (GO): aldehyde-lyase activity
Source: RefSeq, a predicted model, not a curated record